CACACUCACAUUCCAGGCACGGGUAGAAAGAAAUGCCAUGUCAGCCUUUCUCGUUCCCAGUCCUCUCUCCACCUCGGUAUAAAUAACAGAAACGUGCUCUCACAUUUCUACCGACUCUCUGCUUCUGCCCCUACUGCUCACCCCGAGUGUGAUUCCCAGCCAGAUAUGAAGGGUCACUUUGCUCUCGGACUCCUCCUCCUGGAAAUGGCCUGCACACAGCCGACCGGUGCAGCAGUGAUUCCAAAUGUUCCUUUCCUGCCAAAGGAAAGACUCACUGAUCAGCCAGAAGUGGAACUGGAUUGCACCCCACCCAGUACACUGUUCAAGACGAAGGGGGGCGUGGAGAUCUGUGUGCACCCCACCGAGUCAUGGAUGCAGAAAGCACUGGACAUGCUGAAGAAACACUUUCAGCAGGGUUAGAUCAGCAGAGCACAGUGGAGCCUUUCAGAGCCCAGUAACAGAGGCGAUGCAUCAAGCACAACACGCUGCCGGGGCAACACGAGCUGGCUGCUACCUCACUCAACUUGCAGUUAUCCUCCGCUUCCCUCUGAUUCCUGGAUCAGUGCACUGCCAGCCCUGGCCCUCUUUCCUUGGGGAUGUGGUUUGCCCUGUUCUCAAUCCACCUACGUCCCUGCUGCUUCCUGUGAUGCUCAGAGCAAUUGCUCCCAUGGAAGGAGAACGGGCAGUGAGCCAGAUCCAUAACCCAGAACACCAGAAUAACACUGUGGAUAAUAAAUGUAGCUGUGCACACCUCUGUGGCUCGUGUGGCUCGAUGUUCCUCACUGAAUCACCUCACAUACAGGACAGGCACAACCUUCCCCAUCACCGACCAACUCCAUCUCCUGGUAACUCUGAGGAUCACAUUACAACGUGCUGUUCACUCCACCCCAUCGUCCAGGCAGGACCCU
Messenger RNA from Pristis pectinata (smalltooth sawfish), 908 nucleotides. RefSeq names its product C-C motif chemokine 4-like. The record is from RefSeq and is a predicted model, not a curated record. Gene Ontology annotation, biological process: immune response. NCBI's taxonomy places the organism in Eukaryota, Metazoa, Chordata, Chondrichthyes, Rhinopristiformes, Pristidae. Bases 166 to 420 code for a protein of 84 amino acids. Gene Ontology annotation, cellular component: extracellular region. Gene Ontology annotation, molecular function: chemokine activity. The transcript is spliced from 3 exons.